AUGGUCCUUUUGCGGAUAGUAGAGCAAUGGGAAAGAGAGGACCAGAGUCACCAUCGUCGAGCCUUGCCCAAUCAAGAUGAUUCGGCAAUUCAACAGCGACUAGGGAAGAUCCCUGACGGCCGACAUUUUUCGGCCCAGAUUUAUGAUAUGUCCUUUGCCCGUGAAGCUUCGGCUGUCAAUGCAUUCUAG
Messenger RNA from Penicillium subrubescens, 189 nucleotides. RefSeq lists its product as uncharacterized. The record is from RefSeq and is a predicted model, not a curated record. The transcript is spliced from 2 exons. The coding region runs from base 1 to 189 and encodes 62 amino acids. Lineage: Eukaryota; Fungi; Ascomycota; Eurotiomycetes; Eurotiales; Aspergillaceae.